Dermatophagoides pteronyssinus (European house dust mite) is the source of this 1917-nucleotide messenger RNA. RefSeq lists its product as uncharacterized. Gene Ontology annotation, biological process: double-strand break repair. Lineage: Eukaryota; Metazoa; Arthropoda; Arachnida; Sarcoptiformes; Pyroglyphidae. Gene Ontology annotation, molecular function: protein binding; 3'-5' exonuclease activity; DNA-(apurinic or apyrimidinic site) endonuclease activity. Gene Ontology annotation, cellular component: site of double-strand break; nucleus. The record is from RefSeq and is a predicted model, not a curated record.
UAGAAUUGAGGUGAAGAAGAUAAAAGUGAAAAAUAUAAAUUGACCGGCUCAUGACAAGUGUGUGAUUGUGUGAUUAUAAACUUGUCAUCGUCAUCAAUCAAUCAUCAAUUAUCCCCACUCCAAACCCAGUCAUCCAGUAAGGCAAUGCGAAUCUUUCUGAAAACGCUAAGCAGUGAUACCUGCAAGGAAGUGGAUCUUCCCAUAGGAUCCACUACAUUGGGACGCGGUCAGUUAUUGGACUGUGCCGAUAAAAAAGUAUCCAGGACCCAUGCAGCAAUCGAAGUGACCAACAGUGGAGAAGUGAUUCUAACUUCGCUGCACGUCAAUCCGACAUUCUAUUUUGGCAAAGAUCCGCAAUCGACACCAAAAUUGAUAAAAAAAGAUAACACAUUGAAUCUAAAUCAUGGUGAUGUGUUUGGCUUUCAAGCGCAACAAUACAAAUACCAGGUAUUUAUUGAAGAUUUGGUCAGCAGUACGACUACCAACGAUAAUAUCCAACAACAAAACGAUUCGACCGAUGUGGCCAAUGCUGCCAACAAAAAGGCAACCAUCAAUAAUGAUAGCCCUACAACCACGACAACAGCCAAUGACACCGUGAAUGGUUCGACUCAAUCGAAAAAAGCGACCGAUUCUACGGUUGCCAAUGCUAAACAUGCGGCCGAUGAUGAUGAUGAAAAUACCAAGGAUACCGAUAAUAACAAGGAUAAACCACAGCCGGCUCAAGAACAGCCAAAAAAGCGUGGUCGCAAACCGGCAGUCGCCGCUGCUGCUGCAGCAACGACCACUCCUCAAUCCAAAUCCAAAGACGAAAGCGACUAUGAACAAGAUGAUGAUGAGGAUGAUGAUGACGACGACGAUGAUGAAGACGUCGACAGCGAGGACGUCAAUGAUGAUGAUGAUGCCGAAGAAGAAGAAGAAGAGGAGGUUGUUACGAAACGCAAAUCGGCUCCGGCCGCUAAAAAUCGUCGAACCGCUAACGCUAAAGCGGCAGGUCAACAACAAUCGGCUGCCGGUUCGAAUCGGGGUGGACGACCUAGACGUGCACAGAAACAGACCAAAACGAACGUUGUAUCGUUGGAUGAUUUUGUGGCCAGUGAUGACGAACUAUGGCAACAAAGCGAAAGCGAAGAAGAUUAUCGACCAAAUCGUGGUCGCAAACGCGGUGCAGCUGCUGCGGCAAGCAGUGGUUCCGACAGCGACUGGGAAGUUGAACGCAAAUCAGGUGGUCGAGGCCGUGGUAGCAGUAGUGGCGGUGGUGGAGGUGGCCGAUCCCGUAGCAAAUACGUAGAGUCUGACGUUGAUUCAGAUUCGGAUAGCGAUUGGGGCAAAAAGAAAAAGAAAUCGACACCGAAAAAAUCAUCGGCCGGUCGAUCUGGAGCAAAACGAGGACGACAAGCACCUACGCGGAAAUCGACGCGCCGUGUUGCUCGCAGUGAAUCCGAAGAUGAUGAUUUGGACGACGAUAUUGUCGACGAUGACGAUAUGGACGAUUUGGAUCUGGACGAAGAUCGCCAUACCACUAAAAGGAAAGCCGCUCCCAAAUCCGCUCGUUCGAAUCGCAAAUCCGCCGAUGCUGACUUUGUUGAUGAUGAUGACGACGAGGAUGAUGGUCCUGGUAACAAACGCAAAGCAGGCAACAAACGUCCGCCUGGUAGACCGCCUAAACGUGCAGCAGCCAAAAAAGCCAAGAAAACGAAAGACCUUAGCGACGACGACGAAGAAGAAGAGGAAGACGAUGAUGAUCAAGAUUUAGAUGCCGAUGAAAUUGGCGAAGAAUUGGCUUCUGCCACAGCUGCCGAUGCUUGAUUCACAGCGGAUGCGGUCAUGGUGAAUCCGAAAUGCAAUGUGGCCAUCAAACAUGAACAAUUAUCAUAUAUGGGUCAUUAUCAUCAAAUCAUCAUCCUCAUCAUUCAAUUC